Molecule: messenger RNA, 2804 nt
Organism: Aplysia californica (California sea hare)
Lineage: Eukaryota; Metazoa; Mollusca; Gastropoda; Aplysiida; Aplysiidae
Product: FUN14 domain-containing protein 1
Biological process (GO): autophagy of mitochondrion
Cellular component (GO): mitochondrial outer membrane
Source: RefSeq, a predicted model, not a curated record
AAAUAUCGGAGGAAUUGGUAGAAGGCGACUACAUCCUCAUUGAUUCUGAACCGAGUGGCAAACUGUCUUCAGUGCAGCACAUGAUCUUAGGUGAUAUCACCAAGCAAUCAGCAGCAAAGCAAGUCUUUAUCGGAGGGGCCACAGGAUGGGUGUCGGGCUAUUUAGCCAAGCAGGUUGGGAAGACAGCGGCCAUUGCUGUCGGUGGCUCUAUACUGCUUAUUCAGCUGGCCCAGUACAACGGCUACAUCACAGUAGACUGGACCAAGGUUCGUCGGGCCCUCACUCGGGCACGGGCACAGGCAGAGAAAGAGUACCGGAAGCGCCACUCAUCUUAUUUUGAGAGUGCAAGGAGAUUCUACCAAGACAAUUUCUUUCUGGCCACGGGCUUUGCUGGAGGUCUCCUGGGUGGAUUGUUCAUCUGAGCUGGGUUGUACGUUGGGGCCAUGGCGGCGCGCCACAGUUUGUUACUGCUGUUCUUUAGCUGAGCGAAUGUUGUAAACAAUGAGACACAGUUAGGUAACUAUCUUUGUCCUUGAGAAUCCCUUCAAUGUUUUGCAGAUUUUUUAGGACAGUUAUAAAGAAUGAUUCAGCCUUAUAAUAUAUGACUUUUGUUGAUUUUUACUAGGUGCCCAUGCUAUACUUAGUAAGAUUUACAGAUUUUGUCAACGGUUUACUCUAGUUCUUAGGUGAAUGGUUAAUCUUGUUUUUUUUCUUCAAAUGCUAGUCUGUUUUAGAUGGCUUAUUUUCAGCUUUUAGAGUUAAAAACAUUUGUGUACAAUACAGUAUUAGCGUUUACCCGACUGAAAUGCAUGCAUUAUAUUGAUAUUAUUAUACGAGUGGUAUUCCAAGGGGAAUCGUUCAGUUAGGGCUGUUAAAGUGUUGUCUAAUGUCUUUUUCUUGUUUUUGAUAUAUGCACUUUAGUCUCUUGUCCUUUUUUCUUUGAUUUUCUUCUUAGAAGAGAAUUUUUUGCCCUUAUUAAAGAUUUUCCCGAGAUAAUAUCUGACUCGCAGAGUUCUGGAAGAGACAAGGGCACAGCCAUACGAGUGCUUGUCUAUAGAUAUAAUAAGUAAGCAAGGUAAACUCCACAGAGGACAAUUUAAUAAGGCAAAGAUUAAAAAGAUAAUUUUGUCCCAUUUGAAAUGAUUUUUUUUCUUCAUUAUAAAGUGCAUGAAAAUGUAUUCAAGAAUAUAGCCAAAUAUCAGCUAUAGUUUUGUCCAUAUGGCUCACUCAACGUGAUUUCUGUUGUGAAAGAAGGCAUUUAAAAUUCUGCAUCAAAUUUAUUCUUGUUUAAAUUUGUGUGAAUCCAAAAUAUAUGAUCUAGUCAUGUGACUUUAUUCGUGCCUUUUACUUUAAAAAAAGCAUGAUAUAGCAGUAAUUCAAGUGUUCAAAGUUUUGAAAGUAGGUAGAAAAUUCUACAAAGUAAAAUAUCAAUCUGGAUUCUGAAGAGCAAAUUAUUUUUUUUAGAAUUUCAUAUUUCAAAUAUUCUAAUAAACUGGCUUUCCCGGGCACCACAGGUAGAUCCUACUUCUUUACCUUCCCUCUGUUUUUUCAGUCUGUCUCUCUUGCUUUUUGCCAGCCCUAAAUGACCAUCACUGCGUCUCUGUGCUUCUCUUUACUCACACAAAACAAACAAAUGUAAGUGAAAAGUGUUUCCCUGCUAAUUUAUUUUAAGCUGACUCCCUGUGGUUGCAUAUCUAGAGGGGAAUAAUUGUCUUGAAAUCCUGAUUUUGGUUUCCCAUGGUGCUUUUGGUGUUUAGUGCAUAAACUGUGUGUAUAUGAAGAGGGUGAGACCACUCUGUGAUUGUUUCAUGUUUUCUUGGCUGUAUGCAGUAUGUAUUUGUGAAUAAAUGCCUUUGUUUUGUUUUGUGAGUGAUUGUGCACUGUAAAAUGUGUAGUAAAUAAAUAUAUGGACAUUUAUGAAUCUGGCUGUGUUGGAUCUUUUUGUCAGCUUGGGGAGUUUUUUGUUUGUUGUUUUUGUUUUUGUUUAGAUGAUGCACUAUAUUGCCAAUGAAUAUGUUGAUAAAGUAAUAAACAGAAACCCUCUUUUUACAUGUUUAAUGAAACCUUUCCUUUAACUGUGCCAAAUUAAAACUGACCAGCUUGUUUUAGUCUUAGUAACAGUUUUACGGCACUUGCAACACAAUGUUACAAUCAGUGCUUAAGAUUAGUGGUGUUACAAGCAGAAAAGAUCAGGAAGAUAGAUGUUUGAUAAGAAAGUAGGGGCAAACCACACCAGAGCACCCACCAACCACCCAUAUAACCAACUUGUGUCUUGUGGGCUCAUAUGGCAUAAACAGAUUAUUAUUAAGCAUUUACUCACGCCACAAAACUUUAAUCAAACUGCCAUUAUAAUACGAAACUUGCCUGACAAGCCGCUGUGGACAGUUUCCCCUGCAUCUCUUAAUGAGAGUUCUUGAGAUACCAACUUGAGUAGGUUCAGUUUUUUAGUAGGAUUUAAUUUUAUAAUUUAGAAUUUUGCCUGGACAGCAGCCUGAAGAAAGCCUACGCUUUCGAAUUUUAGAACUGUCAAUUAAUCUUCUAAUGUGCAAAACGUGCACACAGAAGCUGUGGAAAUCUGUGGGCCUUCAACAGAGUAGUUUGUCCAGGAGUUUAAGUUUUUUUGUUAUUCCGAUUUCUUAUUAUUUUUUUGUUUUUGUACCAUACUCUUAUAUUUUUAAAGAAUAUUAAUUCAAUCUAAUUUCUUUCUUUACUUUUUUUUCAUGUUCUUUUGAUUUGUUGACUUGCACACGCAAUCUCAUGACCAUGGUUGAAUUAAAUCAAUAAAAGAAAAGCUUAAAGCCUUA